CAUUACAAAGUUGUACUUUCAUUUAGCUUGGACAUAACUCAUUUGUAAUUGUACGGAGCUCCAUAGUAUUUAACAUGUAUCUAGACAAUUCAUGAUAAUACUCUGAAGGCACUACUGUAGUAGGCCUAGGCUAGCAAAGAGUGCGUUCUGUUUUACGGUGUUGCAUGUAUUGUCAGUUUAGUUAGUGAAACCCUUUUUACUCCACCCAACACAGGAUGUCAUGUUCUCCAGCACAAGAAACAACACUCGUCCCGCAGACCCGUUGGACCCACUGUCCUCGAUGGUCGUUUUUUCUCCUGCUUAUCUUUUGUCCAAUUCCAAAGGUUCUCUGUGUUGUGCCUAUCGGAGUCUAUCUGCUGUUGUUACAUUCAAGAGCAACAAUGUCACGUUGGAAGGAUGAGCUAGAGAGGCAGUUUUCGCCCAGCCAGUGGUCGCACAGAAUGUCGGCAGACGACGUUAUCAAAUCCCACGUGACGGCGCUCAAAGAAGGUACGGAGCGUGCCCGUGGCCUGGCCCAGACCCUCCUCAACGUUCCCUAUGGAGAAGGAGAGGGGGAGAAACUAGACGUCUAUGUUCCCACCACCACUUCUCUAGAUGUCCCACUGGUGAUCUACCUCCAUGGAGGCUACUGGCAGUUCCUUAGUAAGGAGGAGUCCGGGUUUAUGGCCGUCCCAUUGGUCCAUAAGGGCGUCGUGGUGGUCGCCGUGGGUUACGACAUCGCUCCCAAAGGGAACAUGGACGUGAUGGUGUCUCAGGUGCGGAGGAGUGUGGUGUCCGUCAUUCAACAGUAUUCACACAUUAGUGGUCUGUACCUGUGUGGCCACUCUGCGGGGGCCCACCUGGCUGCUAUGAUCCUCUCUACAGACUGGUCUCAGUACAGUGUGACCCCUCAGAUCAAAGGUGCGUUCCUGGUCAGUGGUAUAUAUGACCUCCUGCCCAUCCUGUCCACCUAUGUCAACGAGCCUCUGAAGAUGACAGAAGAGGUGGCUCUGAGGAACAGUCCUAGUCAGCUGGUUCCGCAGCUCAAACUCUCCUCCUCCGACUGUGACAUCGUGGUUGCCGUGGCGCAGAACGACUCGCCAGAGUUCCGGAAGCAGUCGGAGGACUACUACAAAGCUCUGGAGUCAACAGAAGGACUGAAGGUAACAUUGGAGGACGUUCCAAACACAGAUCACUUCAACAUCAUCGAGCAGCUAGUCGACGGAGACUACCACCUCACUCAGCUGCUGUUAAAGAUGAUGGGGAAGAGCUAAAGAGAUACAGGGACACCGGCCAAUCAAUGAAGAGAUACAGGGACACUGGCCAAUCAUUGAAGAGAUACAGGGACACUGGCCAAUCAUUCAUUUACAUAUCAACCACAAACACCUCUGUUCUGAUGGCUAUUGGCUAAACAAGGUGGUUAGGUAAGAGGUAUUAUGUUUUGUGUUACAGAACCUCCGGGGUGAAGAUUCCCUUAGUUACAGUUCUUGGAUCAGUUUUGAUUCCUCUUAACUUGUUUUUUAAACCCAAAAUCCCCUCCCCACGCGGUCUUACAGUAACAACCAGAUGAAACUAAGUUUGCAUCCCAAAUGGCACCCUAUUCCCUAUAUAUAGCGCUCCGGUCAAAAGUAGUGCACUAUACAGGGAACAUGGCACCAUUUAGGAUGCACCCUAUCUCACCGUCUGACCCAGUACUAUCUCACACUGCACUAUGGAUUUGUCCCAAAUGGCACCCUAUUCCCUAUAUAGUGCAGUACUUUUGACGAGAGCCCUAUGGGUACCUAUGGGCCCUGGUUAAAUGUAGUGCACUAUAGAGGGAAUAGGGUGCCCAUUUAGGAUGUAACCUCUUCACUCUGUUACUGCUAUAACAACUGGUUUGGGGUCAGCUCUUAGGAAUCUUUUAAGGAAAUGGUCAAACUGAUCCUGGACCAGCCAAAGUUUGACAACAUAAUAUGCAUCCCAAAUUGUAUCCUUAUAUAGUUCACUAGUUUUAACCAGGUCUAUUUCACUAGGUAGGGUAUAGGGUGCCAUUUGGGACUGAAGCAUAGCCUGCCAGGAUAAAGUAGCAACACUUGUUUCCAGAGCGAGUGAGAUAGCUAAUCAGUUAACCAAUCACUAUGCACAAAUUAAUAUUGUCUUCAUGGCAAUUUUGCCAAUGCCAGUCGAUUUCAUUGCUUGUUUUAGUGGCACAGUGUAGUUGAUAACGCGGCGACAGCAGCACUUUUUUGUUUCUUUGUAUUGUUACAUCACUUCCUGUGUUUGUUUCUAAACCUCUCUGAACCAUAGAAAUAGUCCACCCAUUAUGGCGUCGUUGACUUGAAUAAGGAGGCCUGUUCUCUGAACUAUAUUGACUGGGAAUCUUUCCCCACUACUUUAUUCCCCUGUCAUUAGAACCAGGGUUCUCUGAACCAUAUUGACUGGGAAUCUUUCCCCACUAUGUUGUUCACCUGUUAUUAUAACUUUAUUCACCUGUCAUUAGAACCAGGGUUCAAAUUAUACAUUGGCUCUUGGGGGUGCAUGAACGACGAGGGUGUUCAGUCUGGCCUACCCCCCCCCCCCCCUGUAAUUCAAACCCUGGUUAUUUUCUAAAGGACAUGAACAGGGUCUGGACUUCUCGUGUUAAGAUUAAGUACAUGACAUGAAUUGAAAUCAGUAUGACGAAAGGUGAAUGUUGGCAUUCAAGAGGGUACGUCUCGAAUGGUGAAAAGUAGUGCACUAUAUUAGGGAAAAGGUUGCCAUUUUGGACAUAUGUCAAUGUUUACCUAUAUAAUUGUCAGAUGUGUGUUACACAGGGAAUUAAUUGUAACAUUUACCCCAAAAUAACCUUUUGACACUUGAACUUGUCUCUCACAAUCUAGAACUAAGGAAUACUGUAUUUUGUUUAUUAUUCUACCCUAAUAUGAAAUUGUCAAUCUAGAUUUGCACACUAAAAUGUAAUAAUUGUUUUAUGUGGGUCAUUAUGCUUCUUUGUCUAUUAGCCUAAAUGCUUGUUUACAUUAUUGUUUACAUGACAUGACUAGUAAUAAUGUUGGUGGGAGAAUUAUGUAAAAUAUCACAAUAAAUGUGUAUGUCAUAGAAGUGUG
This is a messenger RNA of Salvelinus namaycush (lake trout), 3062 nucleotides long. RefSeq names its product kynurenine formamidase. NCBI's taxonomy places the organism in Eukaryota, Metazoa, Chordata, Actinopteri, Salmoniformes, Salmonidae. The transcript is spliced from 12 exons. The coding region runs from base 216 to 1253 and encodes 345 amino acids. The record is from RefSeq and is a predicted model, not a curated record. Gene Ontology annotation, molecular function: arylformamidase activity.